CUGUGUAAUCCGGACGAACUGUUGACGGCCCUGAAAAGCGUCCAUAUCCAACGUGAGCUCUCAGCCCCUGUUACUGGCAUUGAUUGUACCGAGUCCACGCAACCUCCGUCUUCUGCGGCUUCCACUGCUGGCUCUUUAUCUCCCCGCAAGACGUCUGCUCCUGCAGUCAUACCUGCCGGACGCGCGCUCAAGCCUAGGGGUGCCCAGUCCAUUUCAGAAGUCCUGCUGACUGGGUCUUCAGGCAAUGUUGGCGUGCAGGAGCUCGACCUCGGGAAUGUAAACCUGCUGUCAGUCGACCGUCAAACCCCUGUCUCCACGAAUUCUACCGGUACUUCACCACUACAUGGAGGGCGUGGUCUGUCUUCCUCAUCCACUUCCGGUCGACUGCCUCUCGUGCCGGAGGUUGAUUCGCCGAGUAUAGCAGAUGAGGGGAGAACAGUCGGCUCCUCGCGCCACAGCGCGCACCCCCGGCCCUCGUCUAACCACCCCUCUCGCGAACCCCCGCGUGCCCGUUCUGUGUCUUCAAGCUGCGAUGAUGUCGCGCUCUCUUCCACUGACGAUCAGUCUGACUAUGACUGCCGGCCAAAGCAGGUCAAUAAGCCUCUUGCAUUUGAAGUGUCAUUCAGUCCGGCACCCGCUGCCCCACGAUCCCGCAACCCGCCUGCACGUCUUCUGACACGGACGCCGGCCACCAGUAAGUCGUCUCUGUCACAGACACCUUCGCUGGUCUUGACACGUGAAAAGAACUCUUUCCGUCCUGCUCCCAAUUCGGCCGUAAGGGCUUCUGUCAAUGCAGAAGUCGCAUCCGCAACAACAUCGGAUUUCAAGGUGCCCGGUCCGAUUAAGGCCAAACCAGUAGCCGUCGCUUCGAACGGAAAGUGGGUGAGUUGCUUUUUUCCGGAUUAUGACUAUAUUCUACUGUGUUCAGCAAUCGCUUUAUGCGUCUUGGAGUACGUAUUCGGUAUGGCUAUUGAUGCUCUUUUGUCGUAG
Dibothriocephalus latus is the source of this 990-nucleotide messenger RNA. The record is from the annotation of a GenBank genome assembly. Lineage: Eukaryota; Metazoa; Platyhelminthes; Cestoda; Diphyllobothriidea; Diphyllobothriidae.